This is a messenger RNA of Pseudonaja textilis, 726 nucleotides long. It is a transcript of the gene NDUFA11, whose product is annotated as NADH:ubiquinone oxidoreductase subunit A11. The record is from RefSeq and is a predicted model, not a curated record. Gene Ontology annotation, cellular component: respiratory chain complex I; mitochondrial inner membrane. Gene Ontology annotation, biological process: mitochondrial electron transport, NADH to ubiquinone. NCBI's taxonomy places the organism in Eukaryota, Metazoa, Chordata, Lepidosauria, Squamata, Elapidae.
GACCAAGUUCUAGGUAGCGUCCUUGCUGAAAUCUCGUGAUACUUGGGGCCGUCGCCGCGGUUGGUGUCAACAUGAAAGUGUACGGGGAGAUUCUGGAGGACACGGACUGUCUCCGUAAGACCUGGCUUGCGGGGCGCCUCGGGGCCUUUACCGGUCUCGUUGCUUCAGCUUACCAUGUAGCUCUAUACUCACCAGAAACAUACCUAGAAGGACUUACGAGAGUAGCCAAAUCCACUGUCACUAUGGCCACCCUAGGGGCAGUUUUUGCGGCCUCAUCUUCCGUCAGUGCUGAGCUUCGAGACGCUCCAGACGAUCCAAUGAACUACUUUAUUGGAGGAUGUGCAUCAGGGAUAAUUGUAGGAGCCAGAACUAAUAGCGUUCUUAUCGGCACUUCAUCUUGUAUUGGUCUUGGUGCGUUGGGAGCUUUUAGCAAGUUUGCCAAACAACAAGACUGGAGAUUCUUGGUACAUCCUCAAAAAUAACGUGGACUUCCUAAUUCUAAAAGCAGAUGUCCUUCUCUGUCUUCUUUUAUCAUAUCUAAAAGUAUUACUGUAUGUACAGUUGCUAGUCAUUGAUUGAAGCUCAUGGGGCUUCCAGACGAUAUAUAUAUAUUUAGUAAUAAUUGAAGGAUGUCGACAUAACUUGUACAUAUGAUGAAGUGGUGAUUUCACUGAAUUGUCUGUUCUGAGAGGAACUUAACAUCCAAUAAAUAAUUGUGUUUGGAUA